Molecule: messenger RNA, 927 nt
Organism: Rotaria sp. Silwood1
Lineage: Eukaryota; Metazoa; Rotifera; Eurotatoria; Philodinida; Philodinidae
Source: the annotation of a GenBank genome assembly
AUGCAUGCAACUGAUGAUAGAACAUCAAAUAGUGUUGUUAAUCAUGAAAAUAUUGUCGAUCAAUUACAACAAACAAAUAAAGCAUUGGCAGACAAUGAUAGUUCAAAUCGAACAAACAGACAUAAAAGUCCUGAAUCAUCCUCGACAGAUUCAACACAACGACCAUCAUCGCCAUCGACUAUACCAGCUGCUCCAUCUACAUUUAAUUGUAUGUGGAGGUGAUUUUCAAAAAGUUAUUUAAUUCUUAUACGUCUGAUUGAAGAAUUAAUUAAUCAAACAAAUAUUAUUGAACUUCAUAUUAAUGUAACAAAUGAUUGGAUUAAUAUGAAUACAAUAAAAGUUAUUAUUCAUAUCGUAUGAAUGUAUAUAUUCAUACGAUACAAUGAAAGAAUAAAAUCCAAUGAUUUAUUUCAUAUUAAUUCUUAUACAGGUUCAAUAACUGUUAUUAAUUCAUUAGAAAAUUCAUCAAGUCAAAAACAUUUACUAACAAUUAUUUAUCGUUAUGAACAUAAUUAUCGUAUAGCAUUGACAAAUUUACAUAUAAAUAUUUUUACACAAGAAAAUUACUUAAUUGUAUUUGAGGGUGUGGGUGUGGGUGUGGGUGUGGGUGUGGGUGUGGGUAUGGGUGUGGGUGUGGGUGUGGGUGUGGGUGUGGGUAUGGGUGUGGGUGUGGGUGUGGGUGUGGGUGCUGUCUUCUUUCCGUUCCCACACCCACACCCCCACCCAAACCCACACCCACACCCACACCCCACACCCACACCGACAUCCACACCCACACCCAUCCACACCCACCCACACCCACCCACACCCACAUCCACACCCUCCUAUGAUGAAAGUAUUACAAGAUGUUUGAAAAAUGCAAAAUCGUGUGCUGGCCUAUGUUAAAUGCUAGGAUAUUGAAAAGAUCACAUUAGUUGAUCCAGAUUG